AUGAGACUCCACCGCCUCUUCACCACCACCUUUCUCCUCACCUCUGUCGUUGCAGCACCAGGUCCCUCUUCUGGACCGUCCGCAGAGAAUGUGAAAAGAGUUGCCAAUUCCGAAGCAGGCCCAAGACAGAACAAAAACUACCAACUACCCGUCGAUACAAAAUACUUCCACGAACCCGGCGGGACCAAUGAGCUGGGCCACUACGAUAUUCGAUACUAUGCCGGAUCCCCCGUCUCCUACGAAGAGCGAGGCGACACGCUGCACCACCUAAUCCGUUCCUACCUCACCGUCUUCCGAGAACGAAACAUCGAGACCUGGAUAGCGCAUGGGACGUUAUUAGGCUGGUGGUGGAAUGGAAAGAUCAUGCCGUGGGAUUGGGACCUCGACACUCAAGUCUCUGCUUCGACGUUGACAUGGCUGGGCGAGAAUCUUAACAUGACGAUGCACAACUAUACCAGCAUCAACCCUGACGGGACGGAAGUGAAUCGAGAGUAUCUGCUUGAUAUCAACCCGAACCAUAUCGAGCGCGUGCGAGGCGACGGAAUGAACGUCAUCGACGCCCGCUGGAUCGAUGUGCGAACCGGCCUGUUCAUCGAUAUCACAGGGUUGAGCGAAGUGAACCCUAGCACGCAGCCAGGGAUAUGGACCUGUAAGAAUUUCCACCGAUACCGGACGAGAGAUCUAUAUCCGCUGCGAGAGACGGAGUUCGAGGGCGUGAAGGCAUUGGUGCCGUACAGUUUUGAUAAGAUCUUAACGCAAGAGUAUUCGACGAGAGCGUUGACCAAGACUUUGCACGAGGGCCAUCAAUGGGUUCCUGAGCAAAAAGAAUGGGUCAAGCAAGGGACGGUGCAAGGAACGAUACAACCGCACGUACCACGCAGUCUGCAACCAGAAGGAGAGCCUGAAUCAGGACUGAAGAACUUGUUCCGAGUUUUAUAG
Messenger RNA from Hyaloscypha bicolor E, 939 nucleotides. RefSeq lists its product as uncharacterized. The transcript is spliced from 2 exons. NCBI's taxonomy places the organism in Eukaryota, Fungi, Ascomycota, Leotiomycetes, Helotiales, Hyaloscyphaceae. The record is from RefSeq and is a predicted model, not a curated record. Bases 1 to 939 code for a protein of 312 amino acids.